Molecule: messenger RNA, 2728 nt
Organism: Mercenaria mercenaria
Lineage: Eukaryota; Metazoa; Mollusca; Bivalvia; Venerida; Veneridae
Product: evolutionarily conserved signaling intermediate in Toll pathway, mitochondrial-like
Exons: 6
Coding region: 98-1420 (440 amino acids)
Cellular component (GO): mitochondrion
Source: RefSeq, a predicted model, not a curated record
AACGUAAGUUCAUUUUUAAAGAAUUAAUUGAUUGUCAUCAAGUUAGAUGCUUUGAAAAACGUUCUUAUUUAAAAGAUACGCCCUCCGACCAUUAAGGAUGAGUGCCUGUAUUUUUUGGCAGUUGAUUAAAAAUAGAUGUAAUAGAGUUCCAUUUCAUCCUGUAAUCCAGGUACUAUGUCAAAGAAGUAUACACACAAAAUGCACUUGUGCUCAGUCCAGAAAUCAGUCAUAUAAAUACAAACAGUAUCAACAAUAUAUACAAACUAGACAGUUUUCUACCACAAACAUACAUAGAGCUGUGGACAAAGUGACAAAAUCAUUCGAUGAGUACUACUCUGCAGUGUUGGAAGCUCACAAGUCGAAUGAGAACUUGAUAUUAUAUAAAUAUCGUGAGAUAUCCAAGGAUGAAUCAGAGAGAGAGAUUCAGCUUCGGAGAUGGAUGUUUAAUGAGGCUGUUGAUAUUUAUAUAGAGAAAUCAGACAGUCCGCAUGCUUCUGCCCUCAGGAGAGGGCAUGUAGAAUUUAUUAGUCAAGCCUUGCAGAGAAUGCGUGAACUUGGUGUUCACAGAGAGCUUGCAUGUUAUAAAGCUUUAAUUAAGGUAUUUCCAACUGAUAUAAUGGUACCUAGAACAGCGAUGCAAGUAGAGUUCUAUCACUAUCCAAAACAACAAGACAGCGCUCAUGAAAUACUCGAACAGAUGGAGGAUAAUGGUUUGAUGCCAGACCAAGAAACUCGGGAUUUAAUGGAAGCAAGAUUUGGAAAGCACACUCAUGUGGUACGGAAGAUUAGACGAAUGAUGUAUUGGUUUCGGAAGUUCCAGAAUACCAAUCCUUUUAAACUGCCUCACUAUCUGCCGUUAGAUCCUAUAGAACUUGCCAUCCUUGCUUUGAAAAAAAUGUCUGUAGACCUUGAAAAUGAAAUUAAAGUAUUUAAGGUUACCGACCAGGGACAACAAUUAUUUAUAGCAUCAGCACAGAGUCCAACCCAGAGAGACAUGAUUAGGAAACAUUCGGAAUCUGUCCCCUUGUAUGUAGAGGGAGGUUAUCUUGUGUGGCUAAGGGACAAAUGGCAGACUUACUUCAUACUGAGAUCAGAUAGUGACUCCAAACUGUUUCAGUAUCGUACUAAAGAAGAGGAGGAUGAAGACUUUGAGAUAGAGACUAUAUUUGACACUGAAGAGCCAAAGCAACUAGCUCCAAGGCCAAGUGUUCAUCAGCAAGAAGAUGGCACGAUUCUAGGCAUGUGUAUAACUGAAACCAGCACUAAAGACUCACUCGUCAGCUGGAUACGGUGUUUACAAGAAGCAAACCCUAAUCUUGAGAAAAUUCCUAUAGUGUUUACCUUACGAUCACCUGAAGAGGGUAUAGUACCAGUUGAAGACGAGGACAUAAAAACUGAGCAGCUGGAACCUUCUAAAUGAUAAAUGCUCAUUUUAGGAUUUUUAAAAUUAAGUAUUAGAUUAAAUAUUCUGUAACAAGUUUCUAUCAUAAUUUCUUUCAUAAUUUUCUUUUCCAAUUGAUCUACUUGGUAAAAUGAUACUACACCAUCAUUUGAAGAACUUAAAAGUUGGGUAAUAAGAUUGUUGUUUUUCUAAAGUAUGUUUUAAUUUAUCCAAAAAGUCUGGGAUAUUUUCCGUGGAAUUUAUUGUAAACUUUUCAGUUGGCAUAAUUAAUCAGUGUAUAUUGUUUUUGUUGUAAAUGAAAAAUUUGAUAAAAAAUCAGUUUUCAAAUUCUUGUCAGCUAAACUUUCACACUGAUUUUGCUGUCAAUAGUACUAAACUACCCUGCUACCUGAUUUUGAUACCUAAAUGAUUUCUUAUGGUUCUAGUUAAAUUAGGAAGAAAUUCAUGAAAAUUUAUGUUACAGCAUACAUGAAUCAGACAGUUGUCAUGUUUCUUAGGAAAAUUGUUUUAACGUCUACAUGGUUGUACAUUUUGCUUGAAACAGUUAGUUUUAAUAUAAUUUUUGCUUUAGUUAUGCAUAAAUUUCACACUGAUUUUGCUGCCAAUAGUACUAAACUACCCUGCUACCUGAUUUUGACACCUAAAUGAUUUCUUAUGGUUCUAGUUAAAUUAGGAAGAAAUUCAUGAAAAUUUAUGUUACAGCAUACAUGAAUCAGACAGUUGUCAUGUUUCUUAGGAAAAUUGUUUUAACGUCUACAUGGUUGUACAUUUUGCUUGAAACAGUUAGUUUGAAUAUAAUUUUUGCUUUAUUUAUGCAUAAAUUUCAAUGUUUAUAAUACCGGUAAUAUUUUCUUUUCAUUAUUUGAUUUUUAGAUGUAACAAGACUGGAAAUUGUUUGACUAUGAUAAGAAAUGAUUUAUUUCUAAAAUAUGUCUCUUGUUAAUCUAUACCCCGUGUAUUUUUUGGUUUGGAAGUACUAAAGUUUAAUAGAGAAUAUCUUUUAAGCUUACACUGCCACUACAGGGUCAGUAUUCAUCAAUGUUUAUAGUCUGAAAUUUUAGAGUUGGUCUUAAGAAAAAUCCAACAGUAAGCAAGUGCUGUAAUUUUGAAUUUUUAAAUUUAUGCUGUGGAUAUAUUUUGCUGUACACUAAAGAAGACAGGACUGGUGCUAGUCUGUGUUUUGUUCACAGGAGAUAACGACUGAGGCUAUUAAAAUUUUGUUUAAGGCAUCGCCUACAGUGGCGGCCAUUUGACUCAAAAUUUUACAUGCAAAUUUUCAUAAAAAUAAAAGAUGACUGAGUGGUAACAAUAAAGUCAAUAAAUUUG